AUGUUUCUAGCUACAUUUGUGAUCGCUUAUUUACUUUCCUUGGUCACUACGAAUGAUAUUCCUGCCACUGAAUUGGAUCUUGAAGAGCUAAAGCAAGUCCAAUAUGGGUUGGAAAUUCAGACUACCCCAGUGGUUGAAAAUUUACUAGUAGCUGUUAUUAGCCUGCAGAGUAUAUACGUAAUAUUAGCUUUAAACUUUGAAAUGGAGGAAAAGGACAAUAACGAUGACAAUCCUGCCUUCACAAUAAAAUCGAAAUAUGGCCAAUUAUAUUAUUGUACUAUUCCAAAGUGGAAAGAGGAAAUUCAAACUCAAAAGGCUACUUCCAAUACGACUAAUAUUACCGAGCUACUUCGUCCAUUAGAGAAUACAUGUAUGACAAAGAGUAAAGGAUGGUGGACGUAUAAAUUUUGCUAUAAUGAUAGGAUAGAACAGUACCAUAUUCAAGAUGAUGAAAUUACGGGCGAUAUUAUCAGUCUUGGAUCGUUUGAAUCGGAGAAAGAUUGGAGUAAAGAAGAUGAGACAUUACAUGAACUACAACGGUAUCACUCACAAAUGUAUACCAAUGGAAGCGUUUGCGAUUCUACAAAUAAAGCCAGACAGACUCAGAUUAAACUAUAUUGUGAAGAAGAUAGCGAAAAUUAUAUUGGCCGUAUUUCUGAACCAACUGAAUGUGUUUAUGUUAUCAAUAUAUUUACUCCUCUACUGUGUCAGCACCCAUCACUUAGACCUAAAGCCGCGGUAAAACCUCGACCUAUCAGUUGUUCACCUGUUUUAAAUGCUGUGGAAUAUAGCAAUUAUCAGCAGAUGAUAAAAGAAACAGUACCUAGUAAGAAUAAUGAUAUGGCAAACAAUAAUAAACAUCUUAAUAGUGUUCAACAAUAUAAGCAAAUUGUGAAAGAUAUCGUUGCAGCGAAAGCUAAAACUAAUGACGCAGCCAAUAGGAGCGGUAUCAAAAAAGGAACAUUUAAACAAUGUACUGCUCGGGAAAGACCGAAUGAAGGUAAUAGCGUUCAGCGUUACUGGCAGAUUGUAAAUGACAUCGUUAAUUCUGGAAAGAGCACACAAACAAUCACGACUGAAGACAAACUCAGUUAUCGACUUGCAAACGGUAACAAACCAUCGGCAACUUCGAAAUCUUCAACAAUAAUUAAACAACUUGGUGAGGAAAAAUGGAGUGAUAAACAUGACAAUCUCAUCCAGAAUGCCGCUUUGGAUCGCAGCUCGAAAUUGAUUUCCAAAAAGAGUGGUUCUGAUCGAUAUCUAGAACUUUAUAUGAAAAUGAUAUACAUUGAAGAGUUGAAGUACUUAUUACGAAAGUAUCGAACUAUAUUAAUGAAAUAUCAUGAAGCUGAAAAAAUAGAUGAAAUAACUCCAACUGAGACCAAAAAAGAUGUAUUGGAGUCUAAUGAUGAGCAUCAACAGGAUGGUGCCAAUAAAAACAUAGAUUUAAAACGUUCUAAGUUGUCGAGCAACUUUCAGUUAAACGCGAUCGAUAGAAUGACCCAUAUCUUAAAAGUAAUAUCUUCAAAAUUGAAAUUGAAACUAUCACGAAUUAUCGAAGCACCUAAAAAGAAUACUGUACCUGAUCAGCAAGAUGAGAUUGAUCGAAAUGCAAAUGAAGAAAGCAUUGGUACUUCAUCAAAAACUGAUAAAAGAUCCAACGAAAUUGUCAAAUUUGUAAAAAGUGUAUUGAAAGGCAUGAAAAUAAACCCUGCUGACGUGGAAGUGCGAAUAAUUACCGUCAAUAAUGAUGACAUGGGGGAUGAUAAAACGCUAACAAACAAAGAAAAACAAAAUUUGGAAAAUGCCAUAAAGACUUUAUUUGGCAGUAAGGAGCAACUCCAACAAGAAGAAAUUCGCCAGCGUAAACUACAAGAAGGGUAUAACUUUAAAUGGCCAAUUAACAAGGAAGCACAUUAA
Messenger RNA from Trichoplax adhaerens, 1920 nucleotides. RefSeq lists its product as uncharacterized. The coding region runs from base 1 to 1920 and encodes 639 amino acids. The record is from RefSeq and is a predicted model, not a curated record. The transcript is spliced from 12 exons. NCBI's taxonomy places the organism in Eukaryota, Metazoa, Placozoa, Uniplacotomia, Trichoplacea, Trichoplacidae. Gene Ontology annotation, cellular component: endoplasmic reticulum lumen. Gene Ontology annotation, biological process: endoplasmic reticulum unfolded protein response; retrograde protein transport, ER to cytosol.